AAUUAUCAUUAGUAGUAUAGACGUUGAGUUGAGGUGGUGGUGGUAGCAACAACAACAGAUCCUCCCAGAGUUCCUCUCAGGUCACGAGCAUAAUCCUCACCGGCGCUCUCAUCAUGCAAGUUCACCUCGCCCUCCUCGCCCUCCUGGGGCUCUUGGCACUCUCCCCAGUCUACUCUCAAGAUAACUGCACAACCAUUGACUCGUGUGAGGCAUGUACUUCUAGCCAUUGCAACUGGGUACAGUGUUACAACAUGCCUUCGAGUUGCCAGGCAAAUGAACCAGCAGAGGGCUGUCAAUUGAUUUCUUGUACGAAGAAUGUUACAACAACCGAGCCCCCGACUACAACAACCGAGCCCCCGACUACAACAACUGAGCCCCCAACUACAACAACUGAGCCCCCGACUACAACAACUGAGCCCCCGACUACAACAACUGAGCCCCCAACUACAACUACUGAGCCCCCAACUACAACAACUGAGCUCCCAACUACAACAACUGAGCUUCCAACUACAACAACUGAGCUCCCACCUACAACAACUGAGCCCCCAACUACAACAACUGAACUCCCAACAACCACAACCCCAGAAGCACCCACUACAGUAAUUCCUACCACAACUGCGGCACCCUGUCCCCCCACAAGAAGGCACUUUGAUGCAGCCAGCUUCUUUGGUGGCAUGGUGUUGGCUGUGGCUAUUUUGGCAGUGGCUUAUGCUGCUUGGCGUUUCUACAAGUCACGCAAUGAACGCAACUACCACACUCUGCAAACUGUGUACUGAUGGAACUGUAAGUGGAGCUGCUUAUCUUUUAUUUUUUAUUUUUGUAAACCCUCCCAUAGCCCUCUGCUUGAGAACGACAUCCCUUGUUUUGACUUCUUUUUAAGUUGCAGCACAAGUUGGUGUUGUUUCGGGAAAUAUUGAAACUGUAUGAUGAGAUCAAAGCCACAUUCCAUCGAACGGCUUUAAUAUUUUCUCAUAAAUAUAUCCCGUUCUUGUGAGUUCCUCGGUGUUGUUUGUUAAUUAAACCUUUGGGUUUUGUGAUAUAUUUCUGAUUAGGUGCUUUGACUCCUUUACAAAAUAUUGAUAGUGUUUUGUAAGGUAACUGUGAUUGUUCUCUUAAGUGACCAGUUGGUAUAGCACUCCAUUCUUACAGUUGCCAACCGAGAAUUUUCUGUGUGGAUUUUUUUCUGAAAUUCUUGGCAAAGAAAAUCAUAUUGAGAUAAAAUGAUAAUACUAUUUAAAACCAAAUUUGCUCAAUGGACAUCAGUUUUUAUUAAUAUAGAUUUCUGUUAUGUGUUAUAUGUUUCUUUUCCCACAACUAAUGGGCUAGAUAAAGUGCUGAGCAACUCCAUCUUGAAAUGAUUUUUGUAUUAGAUUUGUUGAGGCAUUGCACACUUUGAUAUUCCAUCAUUGUUCGGUGAAGCUCGUUUCGUAUCCGUCCCUUGCAAUAUCAAGGAAGUGCUCUUAGUGCCUUCACAUAUUCACAUAUAUCUGGCAACUGUAAUAGAGUAGUUAGUAGAGAAAGAAGACUAAGAUUUAUUUUUGUUUAGCAAUGGUUUGAUAUAAAAACGUUUAAUUUUGCAUGCAGUUAAUAGGAAUUAUUAUUCUUUGGUAGAGCAUGAUGUUGCAAUUUGGAUGUGGAAAGUGUGACUAGAGUAAAUUUUUCUUUUGUGAAUAAUUAUUAAUCUAUUAUGCAUCAGUACUGAUCUACAAGUAAGUAUAACAAUGAUAUAGCCUUCCUUAAAUGCCAUUUGGUUAUUGUUGCUAAAAGUUGAAGGAUGCCAGUGGCAUAGUUAUGACCAGAGAAUUAAUAAAACAAUAAAGUUGAGGGCGUAACAGCUAAAAAAAAAUAAUGCGACCUUGUGAUGGGUUUUAACCCGCAUUGCUGAAUUCGUCAAACACACGCACUAGUAACUGGACCAUGAUGAGAGCAUGAUGGUUCAAUCAGUAGUGUACGUGUCUGGGAAGUCCAGGGAUUCGGUUCAAUCCCCUUAUGCAACACUAUUUUCUCGUCACCACAUCACAUUGUUGUGAUUUCAUUGGAUAUAACAAAAAUGCAGGGUUUCAGUUGUGUGUCUCUCCAAGUCAUAUUUUUGGUAGUGGCUGGAAGUUGUCUUUGGGGAGAAUGUUAGGAUUUUACUUGACUAUUAUUUGAAAAACUUAUAUUAUCCUGAAAGUUGCUGCAUUUGUUGUGUAAAGUAUGGCUUUUGGGGUACUUUUCAAAAUUUUACAUCAAUGAUCUUUAAUGAUUUUUGAAAGUUUGAUGAGUAUUGAUACAUAUUUGCUUAGGAAGAAAAUUAUUGAGAAAGUAAAUUAAAGUAAAUAUUUUAGCAGCGUGCUGGCGUGAUCAUCUAUGUCGCUUAUUGGAAUUAAGGUUUUAUUUUACAAUGUAGAAUGUACUGUGAUUUGCAUGUGAUCAUUUGUUACCCACAUGUGAUGUAAUAUAGAUGUACAGUGAAGCAUUACAAAUCUGGACUUCACGUAACUUUAAAUUCCUAACAUAUUUGUCUAAAAUAAAGAAAUUUCACCACAUCAUGACAUUUACUUGACUUUUGACCAGUAAUUCAUUUUAGCCUUAGCCCAUAUCAAAGAAAAAAGUGAUGCUGUUAAAUCAACAUUAUUAGCAAGGCAAUAUCGGUCAAAAUAGUCCAACAGUGAGGUAUAGUAUAGUAUCUAAAAUCUGGAAAAACUCUCAAAAACCAGAAUUUUCUUUGUUUACCCAUUCCAUAGGUUCAGUCCUUUACUGUACAGUAUUAUGUUAUAUAUGUGAAACACAUGUUUUCUUUGUGCAAUUAAUAGAUUUUAGAAUGUUUUUAUAUACUAUAUAUAUAUGAAUAUUAGUUUAAUUCCUUAUUAUUCAAGACUAAUUAUUUCAUAAAUCAGAUUUUGAUUGUUUUAAAUCUUAUUUUAGGAUAUAAGAAAUGGUGGUAAAAUUGUGAGUCAAAUUAUAGUCAUUGGUAAGCUUUGCUGUUUGUUUAGUCUUUGCAUCAGAUUGUAAAUACAGUAUUGUAUUUAAUGUAGAUACAGUACUGUAUCUACAUUAAUAUGAAAACUAGUAUAAAUUAAAAAAUAAAUAGUAUACAAAGACCAUCCCGCUUUCCAAACCAGUCGGGACUGAAUUUGGUCAAAAAGACAGGUUUGUCUUUAUACCCAGAUGCACCCUCCCACCCCUGAAAAAUAUGGAUUUUAUACAGUAUUUGAGAAUUCAUCACAUUUCUGUACAGAAUCUUAAAAUACUGCAAAUUAAAGACCUUAUAAUAGGUAAAGCUAGGACAGCUGAGGUAAAAGUAACCCAAGCGAGUAUGCUCAUGAAGGGUCCAGGUGUUUGUCCAUAUACGAUCUUGUGAUGUCUAGGUUAGGGUUCAGACUGCACAAUUUCCUCUAAUCUGGAUAGAUACUUAACUUACUCUUUUUUUUUUUUUUUUUUUUUUUUUUUUUUUUUUUU
Molecule: messenger RNA, 3441 nt
Organism: Procambarus clarkii (red swamp crayfish)
Lineage: Eukaryota; Metazoa; Arthropoda; Malacostraca; Decapoda; Cambaridae
Product: salivary glue protein Sgs-4
Cellular component (GO): cytoplasmic vesicle
Source: RefSeq, a predicted model, not a curated record